Momordica charantia (bitter melon) is the source of this 1039-nucleotide messenger RNA. Its product is annotated as auxin-responsive protein IAA13. The record is from RefSeq and is a predicted model, not a curated record. Gene Ontology annotation, cellular component: nucleus. Lineage: Eukaryota; Viridiplantae; Streptophyta; Magnoliopsida; Cucurbitales; Cucurbitaceae. Gene Ontology annotation, biological process: regulation of DNA-templated transcription.
UUUCAUGGAAGAGACCCUGCUGGUUCUGUUGCUGUUUCUGGAACUAAACGUGCUGCGGACUCUGCUCCUAAUGAAGGAGGAUCCCCCACUGCUCUCAAUCAGGUUGUGGGAUGGCCACCCAUUAGGACAUACAGGAUGAACAGCUUGGUCAACCAAGCCAAGACAGCCAGGGCUGAGGAGGAGGAUGUUGUCUGUGAGGAGAAGAAAGAUCAAUCAAAGGACAGUGUGAAGAACAAAACAUGUUGUGAUGUUGAAGGAAAAGGGAACCUAGGAUUUGUCAAAGUUAAUGUGGAUGGGGUUGUAAUAGGGAGGAAGGUGGAUCUCAAUGCCCACUCUUGUUAUGAGACCUUGGCCCUGAUGUUGGAGGACAUGUUUUUCAGGUCUGCUGGAACUCCCAUUCCCAAUGGGCAAGGUGGAGACAAAGAACAAGCAAGAAAACUGUCUAAGCUUUUGGAUGGAUCGUCUGAGUUUGUGCUCACAUAUGAAGAUAGAGAGGGAGAUUGGAUGCUGGUUGGAGAUGUCCCUUGGGGGAUGUUCCUAAGCUCGGUUCGAAGACUUCGCAUAAUGAGAACAUCCGAAGCCAAUGGACUAGCUCCAAGAUCUCAAGACAAGAAACUGAAACAAAGGAGCAAGCCCAUCUGAAAUCGAAUCGCAACUGUCUGUCUCGAAUACAUCCUAGAUCUACCCGAACGAGAAAAAAUGCACAGUUUGACUACAGAACAGACAUAGGGAAGAGAAUGAAAAACAGAUUGCUGUCGAAAGAUUUACAGUUACUUCUACUCUCCUUUUUUUGUUGUUGGCUUUUUUUGGUCUUUUGGGAUUCUGAAGUGUUUCAAUGCUGGUUCUUGCUGGCCUUCUGUUUUAUUUUUUUGGGUUUUAUAGGCCAUAUGAUUUUAGCCCUUAAAAUCUCUUUAUAUUAUAGAGUGGUUACCUUUACCAUACAAAAAGUGUACACUUUUGGUGGAUGCUUUCUCAUACUGUACAUAAGGGAAACACUUUGAUUGAUAUCUGUGGAGUUGAGUUUGUUGCAAUCUGAGAA